AUGAACUCGCUCUACAAUCAGGCGCUGCGUCAGUUCUCGUCGAUCCAGUCCGACAUCUCGCGCAUCGACUCGGAGGCAGACACCUCGCCCACCGCAUUCGGACCCGUAACGGUAUCUCUCUCGUCACUGGAACGCACGAUCGACGAGUACGAGAAUCUGGCCAAGAAGGAACUCAUCCAGUCCAAGCAGGAAAAGGCGCUCACGCGCGUCGCCAAGUUCCGCACCGACUAUUCCGAACUCUCAUCGCAACUAGCGCGGCUCAAGACCAAAGGCGCGCUUUCCAACGGCGCCUCAUCACAAAACAACGGGUCGGCGACGCUCCGAUCGCCCACAAAUGCCAACUAUGGCGGGUCGCACGCGAAUCGCCGCGUGAGUGCGAUUGCGGAAUCUCCGUUCAGCCUGCAUGCGCGCAAUGCGCCAGCUUCACCACAGGCGGAUCCACUCGCCGCCUACAAGAUGAACGCAAGCGCAGCAGCCAUGUUUGGCGAAGGCGGCGGAUUCUCGGCGCGCGAAUCGCAUGCGCUGCGCGAACACUCGUUCAUCCAAAACACCGAGGCCCAACUCGACGCCUUCAUCGCCCAGGGCAGAGAGGUGUUUGGCAACCUCGUCGAACAGCGCGGCAUCCUCAAAGGCACACAGCGAAGACUCAGAGACGCCGCAAAUACCCUCGGCCUCAGCAGAGACGUGAUCGGGUACAUCGAACGCAGAAGCACACAGGACAACAUCAUCUUUGCCCUCGGCGCCAUCUUCACCCUCGUCUGCUUCUGGUACAUCUACAAGUGGUUCGGCUGA
Moesziomyces antarcticus is the source of this 792-nucleotide messenger RNA. Its product is annotated as Golgi SNAP receptor complex member bos1. Gene Ontology annotation, biological process: vesicle fusion; endoplasmic reticulum to Golgi vesicle-mediated transport. The record is from RefSeq and is a predicted model, not a curated record. The transcript has a single exon. Gene Ontology annotation, molecular function: SNAP receptor activity; SNARE binding. NCBI's taxonomy places the organism in Eukaryota, Fungi, Basidiomycota, Ustilaginomycetes, Ustilaginales, Ustilaginaceae. Gene Ontology annotation, cellular component: SNARE complex; Golgi apparatus; endoplasmic reticulum membrane. Bases 1 to 792 code for a protein of 263 amino acids.